Colletotrichum destructivum is the source of this 897-nucleotide messenger RNA. RefSeq names its product Putative Galactose-binding-like domain superfamily, PITH domain, Thioredoxin. NCBI's taxonomy places the organism in Eukaryota, Fungi, Ascomycota, Sordariomycetes, Glomerellales, Glomerellaceae. Gene Ontology annotation, molecular function: protein-disulfide reductase activity. The transcript has a single exon. The record is from RefSeq and is a predicted model, not a curated record. Bases 1 to 897 code for a protein of 298 amino acids. Gene Ontology annotation, cellular component: cytosol.
AUGAAGGAAAUCAAGUCCAUCUCGCAGUUCAACACCCUCAAGCUGAACGACCUCCUCGUAAUCGACUUCUACGCAACAUGGUGCGGUCCCUGCAAGGCAAUCUCGCCUGUUUUCUCCAAGCUCGCAAAGCAGCAUGAAGCCUCCUCGACGACCAUCGUCUUCGCGCAAGUCGACGUCGACAAGGCCAAAGAUGUUGCGCAGGCCUGCGGCAUCACUGCGAUGCCCACCUUCCAGUUCUUCCGCUCGGGCAAAAAGAUCGACGAGGUCAAGGGCGCCGACGUGCAGCAGCUCACCACCAAGAUCGGAUACUACACAUCGCUGACGCUGAAAGAGGCUGCUGCGGCGGGAGGGAGCAAGAGUGGCGAAAAAGCAGCGGCUGCUCCCAAGAGCGGCGAGUCGGGGUCGCUGCGGUCACUGAUUGAUCUGGGGCCGUCGAGAGUGUUGGGAUCGAACCUGAGUUCAGUGCGCAACAUCGUCAGUCCUCCGCCUGCUGGCUACACGGCGGCUUCUGCGGCGUUGCAGUCGCAGCUCUUGAUCCAUUUGGUUUUUACAAAGAGUGUCAGCCCUAGCCAGCUGAGGAUCACGAUUGCCAAGGAUGCGAUUUCAAAGGCACCAAGCAGGAUUCAGGUCGGCACCAAUGUUCCAGUCAUCUUUACCAAGAACAAGGACGGCGUCGAGUCGAACGACUUGACUGUGGCUUCGAUCACCAAGGCGGAGAACUCGCAGUCUUUCAACGUUUUCUCUGACGAGUACGUGAAUGGUGUUGCAGUGUUGAAGCUCAAGGCGUCAAAGUUCACGGGCAUCAAAAGCUUGACAAUCAGGAUUGAUGCCAAUAUGAGCGGCGAAAAGACGUCAGUCACUGAGAUUCAUGAGCUAGAUAUUAUUGGCACAUCCUAA